Messenger RNA from Girardinichthys multiradiatus, 3668 nucleotides. RefSeq names its product fatty acid 2-hydroxylase (gene fa2h). The transcript has 7 exons. Gene Ontology annotation, cellular component: endoplasmic reticulum; membrane. The record is from RefSeq and is a predicted model, not a curated record. Gene Ontology annotation, biological process: lipid biosynthetic process; fatty acid metabolic process. Gene Ontology annotation, molecular function: fatty acid 2-hydroxylase activity; heme binding; iron ion binding. The coding region runs from base 340 to 1485 and encodes 381 amino acids. NCBI's taxonomy places the organism in Eukaryota, Metazoa, Chordata, Actinopteri, Cyprinodontiformes, Goodeidae.
UUCUCAGCCGUUACUUUAUGACUUUUAAGAUAGAUGAUUUUUAUUUUGUUUUAAAUAGCGACAGCAAAGGCGAGUGACAGAGUGACAAUCCAACAUAGUAAAGUUCUUUAUUCAGGUGUGUCAGGCCUGUUUGUAAUAUUGAUCCACGAUGAAGUUAAAUUUAAGAUCUUUUUCCGUGCCCGUGAACGCCUCCCACACCCCGCCUCUUGCGUCGCUGUCCUCUUGAGAGUCUCAGCGCAGCUCGGUGUGAAGACUCAGUUGACUUCAGGCGUCAGGAUCAUCAGAAGAGGUCUCAUCAGUUCAGUUUUGGACCUUUUGCACUCAGACCCAACUGUCAGGAUGUCUCCGUCCACGUACCCCCGGUUCUUCACCGAGAGGGAGGUGGCCCACCACUGCACCAAGGAUUCCUGCUGGGUGCUGCUGGGGACCAGAGUGUACGACGUGACCGCCUUCCUGCGGAUGCACCCUGGCGGCGAGGCGCUAAUACGCAGCCGCGCGGGGAAGGACCUCACCUGGGAGAUGGAGGGACCUCCGCACCGACAUUCACCGAACGCCCGGCGGUGGUUGGAGCAGUACUACAUCGGGGACCUGGACCGGGGGAGCGGCGCAGAAGAGGUACAGACUCUGAGAGAAAGAGGAAAAGCCAGAGAACAGACAGAGAAAACAUCUGCAGAAAAAACAAACAAGGUAGAAGAAGAGAAUGAGAACUCUCCUUACAAGCUCUGCAGCUCUGUGGAUCUAGACAAGGAUCUGGUGGACUGGCGUAAGCCCCUAGCCUGGCAGGUUGGCCACCUGAGAGAGAAAUACGAUGCAUGGGUUCACCAGCCAGUCGACCGACCCAUCCGACUGUUUGGAAAUCCGUUCAUGGAAGCGGCGACCAAAACUUCCUGGUACUGGGUCCCAGUGGUCUGGCUUCCUAUUGUCUUCUAUCUUUGUUGGCACUGCUACACCAGCCUGGCAAAGGGCAGCACAAGGCUAGAGCUCACCUCAGAGUUCUCCUUCCCGAUCCAUAAGUACAUGUUCCCGGUCCUUUUUAUGAUGGGCUGGUUCUUGUGGACCUUCAUCGAGUACUGCAUCCACCGCUUCGUCUUCCACAUGAAACCGCCGGCUCAUAACUACUACCUCAUCACGAUACACUUCCUUCUGCACGGGCAGCACCAUAAGUCUCCAUUUGACGGCUCUCGGCUUGUCUUUCCUCCCGGGUUGGCCUCCAUAAUGGUGGGAUUGUUCUAUAUGACGCUCUGUAAAACGCUGCCGGAGACCCUGGGGGUGUCAGUGUUUGUUGGCGGGCUGUGCGGCUACGUCGUGUACGACAUGAUCCACUACUACCUUCACUACGGCUCACCAAAGAGAGGCUCGUAUCUGUAUGCCCUGAAAGCCUACCACGUCAAACAUCACUUUGAGCACCAGAGAUCAGGUUUUGGAAUCACCACCACAUUCUGGGAUCAUCCCUUUAACACAGCCAUCCCUGAUGAGAAUUUCUAACAUACCAACGGCUCUCCUGAAGGGCCAGUGGACUUAUCAGCCUCCCUAAUUAGUGGCUGGAUGGGUCAAGUCACCCCCGGCUCCUUUAGCGCUGCAGCAGCCGAUCCAUGCAUACUCACUGUAACACAUUAUAUUCUCUUCAAUGUGUGAGAACCGGUCUUAUCUUUAUUCUCACUGUGAUUGUUUCUACAUUUUUGGUGCCAUUAUUAAUCAGCAAGCGGAUGCAUCGUGGCACAGACCUUAUCAGCCAAAUGUUAGCCAGCUUACCAUCAGAAGUAAAGGGGCAUAGCCAAUAUUCAUCCAAGAAACUAUGGACGUUAUUUUUAAUAAACAUGCAAACAGAGAUCAAAUUGAACGCAUGCUAAAGCGCAGAGAGGGAAAAGGAAGUGACAGAGGGUGGGUGGAUGUGGCGACAGGUGUUGGGGAAAGUGCAUGAGCAUCAAUGAGUCAUUUUACCAGUUAAACCAACUCAGGAAAACCAUUUCCCUUUCUGUUUGAAUGUUCUUCUCUCCCCACAAGGGGACCAACUCGUUAACGCGCCUGUGAACAGAAAACAUUUGUUUUCAGACAUCCUGAUCAAUUCAAAGUCAGUCUUUAAUUUAUUAAACAUCUGCAGGAAUGAAGUUUUCCAGAUGUUUGAAAUGUGCACAUAUUUCUGCUGUAAUAUUUCCUGUUUUUCUCCUGUUUAGGAUUUCACAACAAUGUACAAAAAAAUAAUAUAUUUUUAAGAUGUUUUGUACAAAAAAGGCGAUGCUUUUCUUGUAUGAGAUUUGUUGUCUGUGGAUCGCUGGAUGGAUUCUGUGUGAGUGGAUUUAACGAGGAAUGCUUCAAGGUGUCGGAGGGAUGGCGCUGAAGGAAUGAAGCCGGGUUCUCGGACGUCCUGCUAUAGGGAUCUCAGGGUCAAAGGUUACAGGGAGUUUUAGUCUCAGAAACAGACUGUAUGGAAAAGAUGGACACAGGCAUUAAUUGUUGCCCAUAUUUAAGCAAGGUGAGGUGGAGAGCAAUGGUUAACCUUACUAAGGUGUAACCCCUCAGAGGAACAAUGCCGACAUUCUUACUCAUAAAUCUCGUCCCGUUUGAGACCAAAACACUUUGUGAUGUUUGCAGCCUCAGAAUCAUGUCAUUUAGAGGGUGUUUUUAAUUAAAAAAGGAAGAAGUUUCAUGUACAAAGCUGCAGAUCAUAUCUAAACUUACAGCAGCUUCUCUUGGCUACAGCAAUAGAUUCACAUUGAACUUUUCAGCAUUUGGUACGGCACAAGAGAAGCAGUUUUGAGUCCAUGUUUUUCCUUCAGCCUCUGCUCUGAGCUAGAAUGUUUUUGUGUGCGUUUUUGGUCCCACCUCAGAGUGAAGCUGCUUGUUUAAUCAAGCCCUCAGAUCCCUGCAGAGGUUGAUGAUUGAACGAUCUGACUCGACAGCAGGGCGUCCUGACAGCGACUGGCGGAUCUUCAGCAGAUUCCCUUCGGCACACCUGAAAAAGGAAAACUGAUAACUUUAAGCAGAACAAACAUAAUUCAAAUGAUGUACAUGCAUAACACAUGCAGAGGUCUCUUACAGAACUUUAUUUUAUGCAGAGCUUCAAUAAAGAUUGCCUUUACAAGCCCGGUUGUAUAAAAAGAGCAUCUAUUUUAGAUAACCCAGCGAUAUGAUCACAGUUGCAUUUUUUUUUUUUCAAUAAAAAGAAAGUGAAGCAAUAAUAGUCUUUUGGAGGAUAUGCAACUGUUUCUAAAAUAAGCAGAGAGCAUACAGUGAUGAUUUGUAACUCGUGUCAUUUUGUCUACAGUUAUCAAUUUAAAACCAGAACACUUCUUUAUAGAUGGUAAAAAAAAGAGCAGAUUUAAUCUCACAACUCUGCAGAACAGAGAAGUCGUUUUAUUCCAAAGAACCUUAAAAGGUAUAAAAUGUAUUUUGAAUGUCUAUAAUUUUACAGUUGAUAAGUAAACUAAUGAGAAAUAAUGUGACUCCACUCAUUGGAAAAUAAAAAGAACUGAUCCUAUUUAUGUGAAAAACCAAGAUGGAAAAACUAAAACUUCUGAUUCUCACUUGUAAACUUUUUUCUGUGCUAAAUAAUGCAGCAUAAGUAAUUUUAUUUCCAAAAUCUGUUUACGUGGGGUUUUAUUUUGGAAUUUUAGAUUACUAUGCAAAGGCAAAUAUGUUUGUAAAUAAAUGUCUGUAUAUUUCUGACA